GAGAAGGAACGAGCGCACGAGGGGGCCCGGCCCAUGCGAGCCAUCUUCUUGGCUGACGGCAAGAUCUUCACGACCGGCUUUAGCCGAAUGAGCGAGCGGCAGCUGGCGCUGUGGGACACGGAGAACCUGGAGGAGCCCAUGGGGCUGCAGGAGCUGGACUCCAGCAACGGGGCUCUGCUGCCCUUCUAUGACCCCGACACCAACGUGGUCUACGUCUGUGGCAAGGGUGACUCAAGCAUCCGAUACUUUGAGAUCACGGAGGAGCCACCCUACAUCCACUUCCUCAACACCUUCACCAGCAAGGAGCCCCAGCGGGGCAUGGGCUGGAUGCCCAAGCGUGGGCUGGACGUCAGCAAGUGCGAGAUCGCCAGGUUCUACAAGCUGCACGAGCGCAAGUGUGAGCCCAUCAUCAUGACGGUGCCAAGGAAG
Messenger RNA from Mesitornis unicolor (brown roatelo), 429 nucleotides. Its product is annotated as coronin-1B-like. Gene Ontology annotation, biological process: actin filament organization; cell migration. Gene Ontology annotation, molecular function: actin filament binding. The transcript is spliced from 4 exons. The record is from RefSeq and is a predicted model, not a curated record. The annotation marks the transcript as partial. NCBI's taxonomy places the organism in Eukaryota, Metazoa, Chordata, Aves, Mesitornithiformes, Mesitornithidae.